This is a messenger RNA of Salmo salar (Atlantic salmon), 2869 nucleotides long. Lineage: Eukaryota; Metazoa; Chordata; Actinopteri; Salmoniformes; Salmonidae. The record is from RefSeq and is a predicted model, not a curated record.
AUCACUACGUUACGAGGUCAAAGAGCAGGAAGUACUGUAUAAUGUAGCUGUAUAACACCCACCUGUCUCAGAUGGGACAGAGCCACUCAGAGGGAGAGGGAGAGCUGACAACAAUAUCAAGAAACAACAUCGACAACAACAAACAUCGGGGAUGGGCCACUCUCUGUUUCUCCUGUUCUUCUCAGGGCUGUCUGUCCUCCCCUCAUGCCUCUCUCAUCAGUUCCACUUUGUGAACAUCAGUAAAAACUGGACUGAAGCUCAGAGUUACUGCAGACAGAACUACACUGACCUGGCCUCCAUAGACGACAUGGCUGAAAUGAACAGGCUCAAUAACACAGUAAAGGCUGGGUUAUUAACUGAACCAGCCUGGAUAGGGCUGUAUAACACCAGCUGGAGGUGGUCUCUGGGAGACACAGAGUUAGGGACGGUGGUGUUCUGGGACAAAAAGCACGGAGAAAUCAACGACCAACCAGAUAAUGUAAAAAACAAUGAGUUCUGUGUGUUUAUGCGAAAUGGGUCAUGGCAUGAUGAGAACUGUAGUACACAACAUAAUUUUGUCUGCUAUGACACAAAUCUCACUAGUAUGUACAUCCUCAUCACUGAAAAGAAGACUUGGAGUGAGGCUCAGCACUACUGCAGACAGAACCAUACGGACCUGGCCAGUGUGAGGAAUGGAGCAGAUAAUAACGCCAUACAGAAGGCCAUACAUAACGUCAUACAGGAAGAGGUGUGGAUCGGCCUGUAUAGAGAGUGGAGGUGGUCUGACCAGAGCGGCUCAACCUUCAGAAACUGGAUGACAGGCGAGCCAAACGGGGCAGUUGUUGUCGGAGGAGACCACCCAAAGCUCUGUGUGGAAAUUAAGUUCCCAUCUGGAGAGUGGAAUGAUGAGCCUUCUACCACCAAUCAUCCUUUUAUCUGCUAUGAUGAUAAGCUGGUCCUGGUCUCAGAGAACAAGACGUGGUCCGAAGCCCUGUGGUACUGCAGAGAACAGGACAUGGAACUGGUGUCUGCCCACAACCACAGGAUCCAGCACUGGGUCCAACAGAGAGCCAAGAAGGCCUCCAGUCCCUACGUCUGGCUGGGCCUGAGGUACACCUGCACCCUGGACUUCUGGUUCUGGGUCAAUGGAGAAGAGUCCUGCUUCCACAACUGGGCCGACGGGGAGGGCUACAGUACCAGGAAGGAGCAGCGUGGGAACACGGGGGCCAUAGAGAGAAACGGGGGGAAGUGGGUCGGCCUGCCUGAGACCGACAAAUUCAACUUCAUCUGCAGCAAGAGUGAUGAUUACUAAAAACAGACCCUGACAUCUGGACCAGCUGAAUCCUACAGCCCAACACAUUGUUCCUGAUCUCUGGACCAGCUGAAUCCUACAGCCCAACACAUUGUUCCUGAUCUCUGGACCAGCUGAAUUCUAUAGCCCAACACAUUGUUCCUGAUCUCUGGACCAGCUGAAUUCUAUAGCCCAACACAUUGUUCCUGAUCUCUGGACCAGCUGAAUUCUAUAGCCCAACACAUUGUUCCUGAUCUCUGGACCAGCUGAAUUCUAUAGCCCAACACAUUGUUCCUGAUCUCUGGACCAGCUGAAUUCUAUAGCCCAACACAUUGUUCCUGAUCUCUGGACCAGCUGAACCCUACAGUCCAACACAUUGUUCCAGACAUAUUCAGAUUUACAUUGAGUAAGGUGAUGGAUACUCAAUCUUUUAAAAAUAUCUUUAAUAUUUAUUUUUAAUAUUAUUUUAUUUUAUGUUUGUAUAUUCUCUUAUUGAAUUGGAUUCUUACCAUACUCUUAUUAUUUUCUUAUGGAUGCAUUACUGGUUAUCUUAUUACCUAUUUUAUUACUGGUUAAUUUGUUACUGUUUAUCUUUUUACCUAUUUCAUUACUGGUGUCACGUCCUGACCAGUAAAGGGGUUGUUUGUUAUUGUAGUUUGGUCAGGGCGUGGCAGGGGGUGUUUGUUUAGUGUGUUUCGGGGUUUUUGGGCAAUGUUCUAUUUUAGUCUAUUUCUAUGUCUGUGUCUAUGUAUUCUAUUUCUAUGCUUAGUUUAUUGGGUUGACCUUCAAUUGGAGGCAGCUGUUCCUCGUUGCCUCUAAUUGAAGGUCCUAUUUAAUAGGGGUGUUUUUCAUUGUGAUUUGUGGGUAGUUGUUUCUCCAUAUAGUCAUUUUGUCCUUACGGGACUGUUUUUCGUCGUUGUUUUUUUUCAAGUGUUUUGUUUCGUUUAUUUAAUAAAUAAGAAGAUGAGCAUACACAUUCCCGCUGCGUUUUGGUCCACUCAAUACGACGAACGUGACAACUGGUUAAUUCAUUAAUGUUUAUCUUUUUACCUAUUUCAUUACUGUUUAUCUUUUUACCUAUUUCAUUACUGUUUAUCUUUUUACCUAUUUCGUUACUGGUUAUUGAUAGAUGAAUUUGUAUGUUUAAAGAUAAUGACAAAAAGUAUUUCACCCUGAAACCAUAUAACUGUGUGAAAUGUAUUAGAAUUAUAAGGCUAUAAUAAUAGUCAGAAUUCUAUAAUGUGUGUGACUAGGCCUUUGUGUUACUAUUUCGCAAAAUGAGCAGGGCAUAGUUGAAACCACAGAAAAGAGGAAGACGACCUUGCAGAAACUGAUAAUUGGAAAAGGGGUCUCUCUCCAACUUAGGGAGGGGUGGAACUGUCAGGAACGGCUAGGCUAGUAGAAGAUAAUGAAACCUGUUGCAGAAGUGUGAAAACCAUGUAUGUGAACUGUGGAAAAAUACAACCACCUAAAGCGGGGUGGAGUUCUCUACUGAUGUGAGUUCAUUUGUGCUGUGUGUGUGUGUGUGUACAUAUAAAAUACUGUGUCCUUAAUUUGAGGGCAGAGCUCUCCUGAAUAAAGAUCCAGACUAUUGUAUAA